This is a messenger RNA of Hypanus sabinus (Atlantic stingray), 1832 nucleotides long. RefSeq lists its product as uncharacterized. The coding region runs from base 131 to 1390 and encodes 419 amino acids. Lineage: Eukaryota; Metazoa; Chordata; Chondrichthyes; Myliobatiformes; Dasyatidae. The transcript has 2 exons. The record is from RefSeq and is a predicted model, not a curated record.
CCAGAAAGAAAGGGCCGCCAGACAAAGAGAAGAGGCUGCCAGAGAAGCCGAAAUCCAAAGAGAAGAGGCUGCCAGAGAAGCCGAAAUCCAGAAAGAAAGGGCUGCCAGAGAAGCCGAAAUCCAGUUGGAAAUGGCAAAAAUAUCGACAGAGUUGCAAGUGCUGCAGCUAGAAAGAGAAGAAGCUGCUGCCAUGGCGGAAGCAAAGUACAUAGAAGAAGCUGAAGGGUCGCGUGAUCUGACCGCAGCAAGAUCUACUUUAGAAAGGACCAGACUGGAACGCACAAGCGACUAUGUACAAUCUCAAAUAGACAGGCAGGCUCGUCUCCCCUCUCCAUACGUAUUCGAUAACUUCCCCAGCUACGAGGAACCUCAGAGAGUCACGAUUGCAUCACAUCCAUACGAGGAAGGAAAUUUACCCUCACGGCUCCGUGAUGAAGUCAAGAAUGAAAGAACCGACAACGCUCCUUCACCCCCACAACAGGACGGCGGGGAGGGAGAGGUUCACUCCAGGACAACAAUUGUCAGCUCGAACUGUACAGAAGUUUGCGGUCAAACUCAGUCAAGCCGUUCUUGUUCCGAGAUCUGCCUCACUGAGGUGUACCCUAAAGAAGCACAACAAGACAUUACCAAGCGUAAAGUAACCGACGAGACGCUAGGUCAGUCAGUUUUCGUUCAAACCGAGGACGGAAACAAACUUGCACAAUCAGCUCAAGAUACCAUUUCUUUAAAACCCAAAGACACCAAGGUCUUCAGAGAUGAAGCAAAUAAUGGGGUUGCCCCAUUGCCAAUCAGAGAACCACGCCAGCGCUCACCAGAUAACAAAGAGCAGGCAGUCAAACGGUUCACGUCCUUACGGAAAACCUGGAAAAGGAAACCUGAGAUACAGCAACGCACCCGAUUGGCCCACGAGGUACUGUGCACCCUAAUGGCAGAGGUCACAGCCAUUAUAAACGCACAAUCAUUCCUACCUGUGUCUUCUGACCCAGAAAACCCCUUUAUACUUUCGCCAUCAACGCUCCUUACGCAGAAGGCAGGAGCACCUCCUCCACCAGGAGACUUCUCAGACAAGGAUUUGUACACAAAGCAAUGGAGACAAGUCCAGGCUCUGGCAAAUCAGUUCUGGCCUCGCUGGAGACAAAAAUAUCUACCUUCGUUGCAACAGAGACGAAAGUGGACAGAACCCCGCAGGAAUCUUCAAGUCGGAGACCUAGUCCUGCUCAGGGACAAGCAGAUCACCCGCAACAGCUGGCCAAUGGCCAGAAUCACUGCUACAUUCCCUAGCGAGGAUGGACAUGUCAGGAAGAUCGAAUUGAAGACUACCGACCAAGGCGAUGUGAAAAUUUACCAAGGGCCAGUUACAGAAGUUAUUCUACUUCUACCCAAUGACUGAUUAAGAGACUAAGUUUUGUACUCUGCUCAUUGUGACCUUACGAAGGUCAAGCGGGGAGUGUGCUGUCUUUACGACAGUUAUUUAGUUUAUAAUAUUUUCGCUUAGUAAUUCAUUCAAUAGUAUUUUCUAGUUAGAAUUAGAAGUGUUUAAAGUGUAUUCAUUGCAUGUAAAAUAUAUCGGCAUGCGAUGACGUCACAUCCGGUUUCGCCGCGUCUUGUGGGAAAACACCGGUUUGAAAUCAGCGCGAGGGUGGGGGCUUUCCACGAGGCUCACCUGAGCACAAGCAGUUUUGCAGGCAUGAGAAAUCACAGUGAGAGCAACGCUUUUUCACCAUAUGUUAAUGUGAAGAGUGAACAGUAAAUGGUUAAUCUUACUGCGAUCUGGUUCUUAUUAACUGUGGUUUAUCCGGACGUUAAAUUCGGCGUUUCGUUACACCCGAAGG